CUUCGUUGUAUGUAACCCCACGUCCAAAACAAAAUGGCAGCUCCCAUGAAACAAACAUGAAUAAUGAUAAAUCAAUCUUAAACGACGAAAAAGAAACUCAUAGGAUCUUAAUUGCUGAUUUUUAAAAACAAACGUAUUCGAUGGCACUUUUUGGAAAUCUUUUUGAGGAUAAUGAAAAGUUUUCAGGUGUGGAAACAACUUCUGGACCGAAAGUAGGGAUUACACCACCACCUAGACGUAGGCCGCAAUGUCAGCUGUGCGGAAUAGAAAACCAGGGAGCGACUUGCUAUCUGAACUCGCUGCUUCAGACACUUCUCUACACUCCAGAAUUUAGGGAAGGUUUGUUUUCACUCAGUGAAGAAGAGCUAGGAACUUUAGAUGCUGAAAAACCAUUAAAUGAGUCCAAGGCCCGUGUCAUUCCAAUUCAACUUCAGCGUCUGUUUGCAAGGCUGCUUCUAAUUGAUUGUCAAAGUGUUUCUACAAAGGAUCUUACCAAUAGUUUUGGUUGGACAGACUCUGAGCAUUUUCAACAGCAUGAUGUCCAGGAGUUAAACCGUAUCCUGUUUAGCGCCAUUGAAAGCUCACUUGUGGGAACAAGUGGUCGAGAUCUCAUACAAAAACUCUACCAUGGCAAGAUUGUUAAUCAGAUUCGGUGUAGAACGUGUGGUAAUGUCAGUGAGCGACAGGAGGAAUUUUUGGACCUGCCAUUGACAGUGGCAGGAAGCUCCAGUUUGGAGCAGAGUCUGUUCGCUGCAUACAAAGAUGUGGAGGUACUCAAUGACAGGAACCAGUACAAGUGCUCCAGGUGUAACGGACUGGUUGACGCUGAGAAGGGUGCCAAGUUACGCAGCAUACCGUCCAUUCUAACCCUGUCACUCCUGAGGUUCAGUUUCGACUUUGUGAAAAUGGAGCGGUUCAAGGAGACAGGUCGCUUCACGUUCCCUACCACCCUCAACAUGGCGCCAUACUGUGAACAGGUGGUAGAAGGAGAGGACAUGAUGUAUGAGCUAUUCUCGGUGGUCAUCCACAGCGGGGGUGCACAUGGGGGUCACUACCAUGCCUACAUUCGGGACAUAGACGGCCUAGGAAACUGGGUCACACCGGAAGAAGAAGAGAUCAUUGUCCCCAUCGAUCCGAUUACAGGUGGUGUUGAUUUCCUGGAGUGUGAGUCCCCAAUAGAGCUUGUCCAGUUCAUAUUGGCUCACGACAUGAACAGGGGCAUGACUGUGGACAAGAUAGGUGGAGAGAUACAGAAGCAGACUGGGAUAUCAUGGAAUAAACGCUUCAAGAGCAAAUAUGGGACCAUGUCUAAGUUUUUCGAGAAAUAUGAUGACAAAUUUCUGUUUGAUCCAGUCACCAAGAUAGUGUCUUUGAAAGACUACAGCAAUGCAAAGAAGCCAACAAAUACAAAACAAAUAUCAACCAACUGUGAUACAAAACCAUUCUGUGAUUCACCUCAUAUCAGUGAAGGUAACCAGUCCAGAAAUAAUGGGAACCAGUCAGAUAGCAGGUCACAUCAUGACAGGUCAUCAGGACAUCAUGGGAAAAAUGUUUCUGAGUCAGGAGAUUCAAAAGGGAAAAUCAACAGACCUCGGCCUGGCUCGACGUGGUUCGACUUCAAUGACAGCCGUGUGCAGCCAAUCUAUGAGAGGGCUCUGGAGAAACAGUUCUCUGGCAAGGAGAGUGCCUACAUGCUCUUCUAUAGGAAACAGACCAUGCUUAGACCUCCAAAUGCUCAAGGAAACAAGCUGUAUUAUAUACCCGAAAAUCUUAUUACCAUAGUAACAAAAGAUAAUUCCAAACUGGAAGCUGAGAGAAUUGCCUAUGAAAAAGCAAUCAACAAACUCACAUUGGUUGUACACUACUCCUGCUUCUACAAGUACAGAGAGGGCGCCCUGAAAGCAUUGCCUGGAGCAGUUACCUCCAAACUUGAGAUUGACCAAAGGGACACCACUGCAACUCUCUACAAGACUGCAUUGGAGGUAGGAAUGGAUUAUCUGCCCUGUGACAAAUUUGUGAUCAGUACUUUCAAAGAGCUUGCAGCGGGAGGCCAUGUGUAUGAUGACAUCAUAGAAUCACCUGAUUUGCCACUACAGCACUGCAUCAUUCAAGACGGUGCUCAGUUGUUUAUUUGGGAUGGCUCAACAGUUGAAAAUUCCCCAAUUCCUCAUGGCUGUGACAGUGAACCAGUGUUCAUCACUGUGGUGUAUGACCUUGACCUUCAGUUCAGCUAUGGGUUCUCAAGGUCACUGACCUUGCAAGAGGUCAAGGUUGUCAUAUGUGACUUCAUCAGGAGUGUGCCUGAAAAUUUGCAGCUAAAGAAAGUGACAGAGAAAGGAGAUGCCAAGGGGUUUACAAACUCAGAUGAAUAUUCAACUGUUAAAGAGCUGGGCUUACAAGAUGGUGAUCGACUAUUGGCAAUAGACAAAAGUCAGAAAGGGGGAUUAUCAGACAAGAACUUUGCCAGUUGCUCAAUCUACAACAAGUUUGUGAUAAAAGCUGAGAACAGAUGUUGUGAACUGUCAAAGGACAGUCUCGAUUACCCCUCUGUGAGAAUUGAAGUGGACAAAACCAUCUCAGUCUCUGAGCUGAAGUCAAUCAUUCUGCACCAGUUGGGCUUGUUAGAUGUAGGAGAAACGCGGCUACGAAUAGAUCAUGACACAAUGGGCCUAAGGGCACCACUACACGAAGGCCACGCCGUGUUUGAUGCAGGAAUCACCCAGGGCAGUCGUGUCAUAGUGGAGAGGGGAUCAGCGCCUCAGUCAGACGAGAUCACAGUGUAUUUCACGAGCGUGGACAGUGCUUCUGGUCCUGACACCAGUGAGGUGAUUGUGAAGCAGAACACCACCGUAGACCAGUGUCUCAAGUGCAUCCUCCUACAGACAAACAUCGGGGAUGAGGACUGGCACCUGCGCAAGACCAACUGGUGUGGGGAGGCCGCUGACCUCUUGGACGACCUUGACAUGACCUUGACCUCUGCACUUGUGCAUGACGGAGAUAUCCUACUGCUGGAGAGGGGAAGACUGCCUCCUAAGGGUUUUAUACGGAUACCUAUAUGGCUUCACUCCACCCCAGAGAGUAUCAGCUCCCAGAGCCAAGGGGGCAUCAUGCAUUGGAUGUACGCCUUCUUUGGUAUUUCUCAGUCAGACUCAAAAAGGUCAGAUGAAGUGCUAUCAAAGUUUGAACCCUUCUACAUAGAUGAUCUUGAGAUCUGCAAGAAUGCCACCUUGAGUGACCUUAAACAGCAGGUCAUGACCUUGAACUUGGUGGCAGACCUGCCCAUUCCUAGUGCAGAUUUCAUGCGACUGAGAGUAAAGGAGAAGGAUAAAAUGACCACCGUUUUAAGGGAUUCGAAUCAAACAUUAGGGAAAUUAAAGCUGACUUCAAACACGGUCUUGGCCUUGCAAAUCCUUCCAGAAGAGGAGAAAUUGAGUGCUAGCAGCUUUGUUCUCAGUGUAUGCCAGCGAGUGCCAGACACAAAGACAUACAGUUCCCCAGUGGAGCUUGUCUGGAACCCAUUAGGGGGCGCCACCAUCCAAUCACUGAAGGAGGCAGUUGCUAGCGUUCUAUUUAUAGAACCACAAAAUAUAUGCAUGGCUAAACACUUCCCACAGCGCCAUGAGUGGAUGGUUAUAAAGAAACCAGCUCAGCAGCAUCAUUCUGGAAAGAAGAAACACAAAGGUUGGAAAGAUAAUUUAAAACUGGCGCCAUAUCACAUGAGUGACGGAGACUUAAUAGGGGUCAAGGACCUUCAAUAUGAUCCAAACAAUAUUGAUGACUUCAUGACAGAAGCAGAUGAGAUUGGGCGUAUGGAGCUAGUACAGCUAGAUGAGGAGAAACGAAAAAUGCGUGGAGAGCGUAAGGAGAUGCAAGGUGAGCUUGGUAUUGGAGAAAAACCCAAGAGACGUGAAGUGGGCAUCAGCAUCAAAGUGGGGGACUUCUCCUGAGUGAAUAUCUAGCAGAUGUAUGGCAAUGAUUGGCUUGUAUGGAUGUGACUGUGGAGUUAACGCAACUCUACCGUAAUGUUUAAAUAUUUUAAACCACUGAACAUAAUCUGCUAUACCAGUACUUAAAAUGUUAAGUUAAGGACAAAACAUGAUGUAUUUUUUUCACAUUUUGAUUUGUUUUCUUUUAAAUUGUUUUCAUGUGUUCCUAUAACUAUACAAUAUGUGUUCUUUUCACUGUAAAGAAGUUUAGUUCCAAAUGGGAACACACUUAAGUUUCAAAUGAACUGUAAAAUUCUCUAUAAAGCACUAUAAUCAUAAUAUUUAGUGUGUACAUGAAUAACUCAGAACGAUGUUUUGUGAGUUCAGUGGGCUGUAACUUCUUAAACUUUCUUUUACAGCACUGGACCUUAAAAUAAUGAAAACAAAAUUUUGUCCAAAAUAAAUAAUGGAAAACUGAAGCUAGGAAUUGAACAUCUGUUGUUACAUUUCUUGAAUGAAAUGUUUCCUUUUCAUGGGUGCUGCCAUUCUCUUGAGUCCUCAUGAAAUGCAACUUAUGUGUGAAGGUUUAACAUAGAAAAUGCACACAAUAUUUCAGAACAGAAAUUACAUGAUCAACAAUUCGAACAGCUGUGAUUUCUAAUAGGUUUAUAUAUUCCUAUGUAGUAAGACUAUCUGUGGAUCAAGAUCUCUCUAACAUAUUGGGUUUGACUACGUUAGGAUGUAUGAUAACAUUUUUUAUAUCUUAACUUGUAUUUUGUUAUUGCCUUACAUUUAAGACAAUUUUCAGCUGCAAUAUGGAUGGACAUGUUUUGUAUUAAAAUAAUGUUAAUGUUUUUAUUUUGUUUGGUUUAUUUUCUUUUUUACUUAUUUAUUGGACGCGAAUUUGUAUUGCAUAAUAUACAAUACAACACAA
Molecule: messenger RNA, 4860 nt
Organism: Dreissena polymorpha
Lineage: Eukaryota; Metazoa; Mollusca; Bivalvia; Myida; Dreissenidae
Product: ubiquitin carboxyl-terminal hydrolase 40-like
Exons: 29
Coding region: 141-3947 (1268 amino acids)
Biological process (GO): protein deubiquitination
Cellular component (GO): nucleus; cytosol
Molecular function (GO): cysteine-type endopeptidase activity; cysteine-type deubiquitinase activity
Source: RefSeq, a predicted model, not a curated record